AAGGGUUUACAGCUUAAAGUUAUUGAAUUGCAAUCGCCACCUUGUGUUUUCUGUUUUAAUAUGUUGAACACGGAUAUCCCCGUUUCGCGUUAGAUUCUUGCAGGGCCCACGCCGAAGAUAGUGUGCUGGACAUUAAAAAGCAACUGCCGACCGAACGCAUUUCCGUCGCCAUGGGUUCAUUAAGGAUCAUGGUGGUAUCUCAUGUCUAAACGUAAACCCACUGGCAGUGAGCUCGUCUGAACGAUAUCGUUGUGUAUUUUAUAUUAGUUAUCUUGUUGAUUGUCGAUGUAUACCCGUCGAAUUAUCUCAAUGAAACCGGGCGACGUUAUAACGAACAUUAAAAGCAGCUAUACGGAGCAAAACUGUUGAAAUUAUGGCGGCGAAAGUGAGGAAUAGGAACGUACUGAUCGAAGUACGUGGCAUAGCAUCACGUGGGGAAAACCAUCCGCUACCAGAGAAGGCAGAAGACCCGUUACCAUUUCCCUACAUAGACACUGUUAAUGAAGCCAUUUCCAGUUUCAUCACACCCACUACCAGUGGGAGAUCAUCACCCACCUUAGAAAAUCACAGCUGGUUGUCGGCGUCGAAUGAAUGGACAGCUGGUAACUCAACAGAUAGAAGAAGUUUGUUCUCUUGGGCUGAUGAUGAAUUCGACAGGAGAGCAGCACGUACAGUGCGGCAGAUGUUUGAGGAAAUUGAUAGGAUGCUUUUUGAGGCACACAGUACACAAGGCGUCAGUCAGCAAUUAAUCCAAGAGUGCAAAGAUUGGAAUACAAGAUUUCCCCAUUUAAGAAUACUAGGUUUACAAUUAAUCCAGCCCCAAGAUGCUGGUUUUCAAGUUUACCCGCAGGAAGCGCCGAGGCCGUCCACGGGCAACAUGCUACUAGAUGUCGGUGACAAUGAAAUGGUUGCUGUCGCUACGACAGACACUCAGGGACUUACAAUUCAGGGUCACCAUCUAGAUGCCGUAGUGGCACCCACAAAUACAGACACUAGAACGACAUCACCAAAUCAUCAGUUCGCGCACCUUGAAGAAGAAAUAUUUGAAAGUGAUGGAUGUAUAGAAGAAUAUCUAGCCUUUGAUAAAAUUGCAGAUGAUGAAGUUAUUGAACAGAAAAAAUAUCACAAUCCACGGCCGCGAAGGCUGGGGUUUCCACCAAUCACACCCAAUGCAUGUUUACAAGACACCAUUAAUAAUCAAGUAUUUGAUGCGGCAUGGAGUGAAAUUAUCACAUGGUUACGGCCGUUGGUUAAAAAAUAUGUAGAUAGAACUUUGGCAGAAAAUGAAGUGACAAGACAAAUUGAAGAGAGCGAUCUAUUAUCACAGCUUGGUCCACUAGAAAAUGUUUAUAACCUUCCCUCUCCUCCGUUGUCAAGGGGAUUUCCCAAAAUGGCAUCAAUACAAUCAAGUAUGAAAUUAUCAAAGCCCAUUAAUUUAGCAGACGUCAUGCAGAUAGGCUCUAAAACAAUCCAUACAAGGAAGGGAAAAAAUGACGAUGCAUUGACCAAUCGACCUCAUUCAAGUGCUUUAAAUCGUGGUAGGCCAUUAAGUACAAAAUAUCAAGGUCCAAGAUAUAUGAAUAGAAAACCUUUGAAGCCCAUUGGGGAUCGUUCCAAGACGCCCAUGACGGAUGAAUACAGUUUAUUAGCAUUGGGAACAAAACUGAAAACCCCAGCUGACCCACAACGUUUAGGCUCACCACCUCACCCCAGUAUAUCACCACCGUAUCACACAUGGUCAAACAGGUUACCACCAAUAGAAACAGUGCAAGAGGAAUAUUCACCCACGACAAACCUCAAACAUCCAUCUGACACGCCUGCAGUCAGUGUCACUGGCAUCAACAGAAGGUCAUCAACACCGCAGUCAUCACAAUUUGCUGGUUUACUCAAAUCAACUGGUCCCACUUCAGCCAAACAUGGAAAAUUAUUGGCAGGUAUCCAUGGUAUCGGUAUUGGCGGUUCUUCAUCACACAUGGACGUUGGGCAACCUUACUUCAAAGUGUCUUAG
Saccoglossus kowalevskii is the source of this 2008-nucleotide messenger RNA. RefSeq names its product protein FAM149A-like. Lineage: Eukaryota; Metazoa; Hemichordata; Enteropneusta; Harrimaniidae. The record is from RefSeq and is a predicted model, not a curated record.